CAGUUUACCGCCAGCCUUGAGCCGACCGUUGCUCGAACGUGACGUGUCUGUUGCUCAUUUUGCCGGAUCUCGCGCCAAAGUUUACCCUGAGGAUUGAAAAAUGUGAUAGUGCUUGAAGUGAACUUAGUUUGUAAGAGUUUGUGUAUAUUGUUUCACCUGACUCGGAUACAAGUGACAUACAGAAGUGCACAUAUUUACUGGAUUUAGUAAGAAUGCAAGACAGUUAUGUUAAAGUUUUGUAAAAAAAGUAGUGAAAGAUGGGCGCGUAAGAAUCGUUGAAAAGUGUUCAAAUAUUCCUUAGAAAGUUGUAUGUAUAAGUGCCAACUGCCACCAUGGGGACUAACCGGCUGCUUUCACCGUUUACUUUGCUGCUGAUUUGUACAGUCGGUUGGACGGCCAGCGCAGACGACGAGCAGCACGACGCGCGCGAGGGUGAUGACGUCACGAUGCAGUGCCGCUUCUCCCUGGACCACAACGCGGGGGACUCGCUCACCUACUACUGGGUGCGCAGCACGGCGAGUGGGCACGAGAACGUCGCCAUAGGGAACAUCCCCUUGGAAACUAAUUACGAAAUAUCGUACAAGCCUGAGGAGGGCCGCUACGACCUGAUGGUGGCUAACGUAUCGUACGAGCGCGACAAUGGGCGGUUCGAGUGCCGGGUGAAGGCGGGCGGCUCGGGGCGCACACUGCACUCGCAGGGGCACGCGCUAGUGGUCCUAACAUUGCCGCGCGCGCCGCUUCUGACGCCGGGGCCGCACGCGCAAGCACAGGAGGGCCGCGAGCUCAAGCUGGCCUGCUCCAGCUCGGGCGGCUCGCCUGACCCUUCCAUCAAAUGGUACAAAGACGGGUCAACGUACCCCCUAGAAGCGGAGGUGACGUACGGCAAGACGCGCGCCGAGGCGUCGGUGGCGACGCUGACGCUGAUGCCUGCGCGCGAGCACGACGGCGCCACCUUCCGCUGCGUGGUGUGGAACCGCGCCAUGCCCGAGGGCCAGCAGCUGGAUGCCACCGUCGACCUUAGCGUCAACUAUUUCCCUCGCAUCGAAGUCGGCCCUGAAAACCCUCUUAGAGUAGAAAUCGACGGCAGCGCAACCAUGGAGUGUAAAGUCGAUGCCAAGCCACAAGUUAACUCCGUGCGAUGGACUCGGAACGGAAAAUAUAUCUCCAAUUCGUUCACGCACACCAUUCAGGGCGUCACUAUCCAAGAUGCUGGAACAUACUCUUGCAGCGCAGAUAACGGCCUCGGUCACCCUGGAGAGAAAGAAAUUUAUCUCGAUGUCCUCUUCCCUCCUAGUGUCACUGUUGAAUCCAAGACCUACGAAGCAGAAGAAGGCGGAACAGUUGAGAUACACUGUGAAGUCAGCGCUAACCCAGAGCCAACUGUCAUAGAAUGGACUAUGGAGGGUAGGCCAGAUUUUCACCAAAAGGGGAAGACCCUUAUGCUCACAAAAGUAAACGCUGACAUGGUCGGUACUUAUAUCUGUCGAGCUGUCAACGUCAUAUCAUCUAUGAACGGCAAGCGCGUGGAACGUUCCAGUAGCGCAUCAGUCGCGGUUCUGGUGAGACAUAAGCCUGGCCGGGCACACAUCAGUCCAGACCGCCCUGUCGCACAGGAAGGAACCGGGGUGACCCUCACAUGUAGCGCCAAACCUCCGGGCUGGCCGGCGCCACAAUACCGGUGGUUCCGAGACAUAGAGUCGUUGGACUCAAAGCCCGGGGUUCUUGCCACAGGAAAUAAAUACACCAUCCCGAGUGCACAUCUCGGCAGCGAAGGAGUCUACCACUGCCAAGCCACUAAUGAACUAGGCCACGGAGAUUUAGCUUCAGUUACUCUUGAAGUUCAUCAACCACCUCGAUUCCAAGCAAAAUUACAGCCUCAUUUAACGAAGCGUGCUGGUGAACAAGAUUUCUUUGUGACCUGCAGUGCGCUGGGCAAGCCCCGACCUCAUGUCAAAUGGUUCAAAGAUAACGCUGAAAUAAGUCUAGAUACAAAUAUGUAUGAGAUUACAACAGAUGUAUCUGAGGGCAGAAACUCUGUGUUUAAUGUCCAAAGUACUUUGAGAUUCUAUGGAAAGGCGAGGCCAAACACUAACGACUUGCUGCCCGAGGAUAGGGGCAUAUAUUCUUGCACAUACGAAAACGAAGUGAAGAGGGUGGAUUCCACAAUGCAUCUUCGAAUAGAGCAUGAACCGAUACCAAUAAAAUUGCAACAUAAAGUCGCUUACGAUAUCAUGGAAACAGCCGAAAUAUUAUGUAGAGUUCAAGCUUACCCGAAACCCGAGUUCCAAUGGUUUUACGGGUCCCACACGUCACCUCUGCAAAUGUCCUCCGACGGGCACUACGAAAUAAAUACUACGACUGAUAAUAACGAUUCCUAUCGUAGCGCCCUCAAAAUAAAAUCCCUGAAGCCCCAGGAUUACGGAGACUACUACUGCAGCGUGAAAAAUGUGCUGGGAAAUAUUCGGCCUCAGAUUAGGUUGCAGCCGAAAGGCGCACCUGAAUCGCCGAGUGGGCUCGUCAGCCAGAAAGUGGGCCCUUCGUUCGUCACGUUGAAAUGGGAGGCAGGCUUCGACGGCGGGCUGUCGAGUACGAAAUAUUUCGUGAGGUACCGGCGCGCGAUGGCCCGCCGCGCGGACGGAGCCUCCGCCGCUGUGAGCUCCGAUUGCGCCGCGGAUAAAUCAGAUUUUGAGUGGAUGGAAUACGACUGCGGCAGAGCCAAUCCCUGCAACGUCACAAAAUUAGAACAACAAAAUUCAUACACGUUCAAGGUGAAAGCUGUGAAUACGAAAGGUCAGAGUAACUACUCGAACGAGAUCACGGUGACGACGAAAGUGGACCGUAUCCCUGCGCCGGAGCAAGUGACGUACGACCCGAGCACCAAGACCGUGGCGUUCAGCGUGAGCCCCACGUGUCUGGCGCUCAUGGGGGUGGCAGAAGGGCUUGGAGGAGUCGCGGGAUCGGCCGGCUGGCAGGUGGUGGAUACCAUGCCGCUGAGGCUUUCUGGAUCUACGCCAAUGCUUCAAGAGUCGGUGCUGGAAAUCCCAAACAAGCCUGGCAGGAAAAGCAGUCGUCACAUGAACGAUCCCCCUCUGGACGAGUUAAACCCUAGGAUAAGAGUUAAGCUCUGUCUGCAAGUUAACCAGGAGUUCUGCAGCGAAUACACUGAAGCCGAAAUUGGCCCGGCUUACGUAAGGAAGGAACCAGACAUGUUGGUAGCAGUUAUGACCUCAAUGAUUGUGUUUGUCGUACUAGUGGUGGUCAUUUGGCUGUUAUUCCUUUACUGUCGAUCGAAACGAAUGGAAAUGAAAAAAGUACGCACGAAAGAUCACGAGUUGGAUUCAAUGAAAUCCGCUAUGGAGUCGAUGAAAUCCCAAAAUCAAGGCCCGCCUCCCUACUCCUACCCAUGUGCGGGAAUGGAAAACAAGGCACUCGAACAUUCGAUGGACUUGCCACUGCCCAUAGACGACUCCAAAGACGCCGUCUACUCGACGCAGGGGGGAUAUGCCUACCGGCCCUCGCACGCCCAGGUACACCACGGGCAAAAUAUCCCCACCUCCGAUUGGCCGUACAUGGAGAACAGUUACACGAACAGCAACAACGGGGGCAGCGUGAACUCGCAGGACUCGAUGUGGCAGAUGAAGAUGGCGGCGGCGAACGGCGCGGCGGUGAUGGCGCCGCACCAGCUGCUGGAGCGCCAGAGCAACUACGAGUACGACCCCAUGACGCACGGCGGCUACGGCACGGUGGAGGACUACGCGCCCUACCAGCGCCUGCCGCACGCCGCGCCGGCGCCCGACUACCUGCGCGCCGCGCAGACGCCCUCGCGCCAGGACUACUGCUCCGACCCCUACGCCUCCGUGCACAAGCCCAAGAAGCGCAUGGACCAACACAUGGAAUCCCCAUACCACGAAGUCAGCGGUUUACCGGAGGCGUACGAGGGCGGCGGCGGCGACGCGUGCGGCGAGGACAAGCCGGCGCACCUGUCGCUGAGCUACGACGAGUCGCUGGAGUCGGGCUACUCCACGCCCAACACGCGCUCGCGCCGCGUCAUCCGCGAGAUCAUCGUCUAAUGAGCGCUCACGCCUGCGCGGUACGUGCGCACACUUAGGCCUCAGCCUCGAACUUAGCGGGCAGCGGG
Ostrinia furnacalis (Asian corn borer) is the source of this 4138-nucleotide messenger RNA. It is a transcript of the gene ed, whose product is annotated as hemicentin protein echinoid. Gene Ontology annotation, molecular function: cell adhesion molecule binding. Lineage: Eukaryota; Metazoa; Arthropoda; Insecta; Lepidoptera; Crambidae. The coding region runs from base 333 to 4070 and encodes 1245 amino acids. Gene Ontology annotation, cellular component: cell-cell junction; plasma membrane. Gene Ontology annotation, biological process: cell-cell adhesion. The transcript is spliced from 12 exons. The record is from RefSeq and is a predicted model, not a curated record.